Rotaria sordida is the source of this 1329-nucleotide messenger RNA. The record is from the annotation of a GenBank genome assembly. NCBI's taxonomy places the organism in Eukaryota, Metazoa, Rotifera, Eurotatoria, Philodinida, Philodinidae.
AUGAGUUUUGAAAAUUUUGUUAAUUGGACUGUAUCAAUUGAUUGUGGAUCAACAAUUGGAAAUUAUCAAGGUCAAAUAAAAUCUAUUGAUGGAAUAAAUCAAACAUUAACAUUAAAAAAUGCAUUUCAUAAUGGAAUUUUAAUUGAUCAAGAUAGUGGAAAUAUUGUUACUAUUAAAGCUAAAGAUAUUAUUGAUUUAAAUCUUUUAUCUCAACCAGGUUCACUUUUUCAAUUACCAAAAACAAUUCACAAAAAAUCAUUUCAUGAACAAUCACAACAACAAUUAAAAGCUGCACCUAUUGCCAAUAAUGGUAGUAAAUCAAGUAUAUCUAGUGGUAUUAAUCCUAGUCUAUCAAGUCGUUCUCGUUCAUCAAAAUCUUGGUCAGAUGAAGCAACAAAUGAAAAUGAUUUAAAUGAAGAAACAACAAAUCGUUUUAAUUUUGAUUCAUCAAAUCUUUCAUCAUUAAAAAAUUCUUCAAUUCUACAGUCAUAUACACAAAUUCAAGAUAAAUACCGGUGUGAUCAAAUGAUACUUGAACAUAAUAAUGGACCUAUUGAUUAUGAACAAAUUCAAUUACCUCUACCUACUACUAAAAAAUUUUUAACAGAUGAAGGUCUUGUUGUUCCAGGAAUAAAUAUUGAAUUACGUAAUAGAUUAUAUUCAUCAUCUGAAUAUUAUGGUUAUUCAUUAGAAAGACGUAUUGAAUCAAUGGGUCGUUCUACAACUGAUAUGUGUUUGCAUUUAUUAGGUGGUACACAACGUUUAUUAGUUAAAAAUCGUCAUCAACAUCCAACAAUUGUUGUUUUAGCUUGUUUAACUGAAGUUCAAGGAGCUUAUGCUAUUUGUGCUGGAAGAAUUUUAGCAUCAAGAAAUAUUCGAAUUUAUUUAUAUAUUCCACCUAAUUCAAAUUCUAUUCAACAUCAUUUUAUUGAAAAUGAACUUAAAUUAUUUCGAACAACUCAAGGUAUAAUAACAACAAAUGUAUCUGAUCUUCCUCGAUCACCUGUUGAUUUAAUAUUAAAUGGUUUAGAUGCUGGAAAUAAUUCUGAUUCGGUAUUAUUUGCUAAACCAUGGUAUCGUGAUAUUGUUCAAUAUUGUUCUCAUCUUCAAGCAUCUGUUAUUGGUCUUGAUCCACCAUUAGAUGGUGGAGCUAUUGAAUGUAAAUAUUCGUUAGUACCUUUAUUACCACUUGUUUCAAUGUCAUCGAAAAAUGUUGGACGACUUUAUCUUUGUGAUCUUGGUUUUGGACAAAAUGUUUUUCAACAUUUACAAAUUCGUUAUGCAUCACCAUUUGGAGCAAAAUCAUUUGUUGCUUUACAUGAUAAUUAA